Messenger RNA from Syzygium oleosum, 1392 nucleotides. RefSeq names its product NAC domain-containing protein 2-like. Gene Ontology annotation, molecular function: DNA binding. Lineage: Eukaryota; Viridiplantae; Streptophyta; Magnoliopsida; Myrtales; Myrtaceae. The transcript has 3 exons. The record is from RefSeq and is a predicted model, not a curated record. The coding region runs from base 105 to 980 and encodes 291 amino acids. Gene Ontology annotation, biological process: regulation of DNA-templated transcription.
GCUGCUGUGUGGAUUCGAGUUCCAAAAGUAGGAGGAGUUCAAAGCUUGGAAGAAAAGGGCACGGACAAAAAGAGUCGCGGAAGAAGACGAACGGGGUUGAGAAGAUGAAGAAGGCUCAAUUGGAGUUACCAGCCGGGUUCAGGUUCCACCCGACCGACGACGAGCUGGUGAACCAUUACUUGAUCCGCAAGUGCGCUUCCCACCCCAUCUCCGUCUCCAUCAUUGCCGAGAUCGAUCUCUACAAGUUCGACCCUUGGGACCUUCCAGAAAUCGCUCUGUACGGCGAAAAAGAAUGGUGCUUCUUUUCUCCGAGGGACCGCAAGUACCCCAACGGAUCACGGCCGAACCGGGCAGCCGGAACUGGGUACUGGAAGGCGACCGGGGCUGAUAAGCUGAUCGGCCGCCCAAAGACGCUUGGCAUAAAAAAGGCGCUGGUGUUUUACGCCGGAAAAACUCAAAGAGGAGUGAAGACCAAUUGGAUCAUGCACGAGUAUCGCCUCGCCAAUGUCGAUCGAUCUGCCGGCAAGAAGAAGAACUCGAGGCUUGAUGAUUGGGUUCUAUGCCGGAUAUACAACAAGAAGGGCACCAUAGAGAAGCAUUUCCCCUCCGCACGACCGGCAGUGUUCCCGGAGAUGGAGACCAAGCCGCAGAUUGUCAUGCCGGUGGCGCCAAAUCCGUACCCACCUCCCCAAUAUGGGCAUUCGCCAAUGACUACGGAUCACUUGUACAUGGACUCGUCGGAGUCGAUGCCGAGGCUGCACACAGAUUCUAGCUGCUCGGAGCAUGCGGUGUCCCCAGACUUGGCAUGCGAGAAGGAAGUGCAGAGUGAGGAGAAGUGGGACGAUUGGGAGAAGGCCCUCGAUUUCCAGUUCGGUUCAAUGGAUAACUUCUUGGACGACGCUUUCGCGCAAGGGCAGUUUCAGUUGGAUCAGUUCUCGCCUCUUCAGGACAUGUCCAUGUACUUGCAGGAGUCAUUCUGAUUAAGUCCGUUGAGGAACACAGAAGUCGGAUAUUCUUUUAUAGGAGCCUGAACCAUUCCAUUCGUGUUGGUUCUCAUUGAAAUUGCAUGAUCCACUGGCAUGGUGAUCAAUCAAGACAAUCUCUGUCUUGGACAAAUUGCUCAUGUAGGGCUACAGACAAGAGUUAGUCCUAGGAUUUUGCUCUGCGGGUUUUGCCAAGAGAGGAGCAAAGCGUUGAGGUGCAUCCAGUUGCACAGUGAAAGCAGAAGUGCCACAAUCUUGGUGGGUCUGCGGUGGUCAAUACAGGUAGAAUUUAGAAUCGUGUUAACUCCUGAUGUCUCCUGUAAAUAGAAAGUCUCUGGGGAAACUGUUUGCUGUAAGAUUGUAGCAAAAUUGUUUCAAUUUUUUUGUCAUGAAGAUUGUUUUAAUAUUC